This is a messenger RNA of Nicotiana tabacum (common tobacco), 501 nucleotides long. RefSeq lists its product as uncharacterized. Lineage: Eukaryota; Viridiplantae; Streptophyta; Magnoliopsida; Solanales; Solanaceae. The record is from RefSeq and is a predicted model, not a curated record.
AUGUUGCGGCAGGGACACCUUAAAGAGAUGUUAAGAGACAAGGGGAGAAAUAACUUUGCCAGAGGACGUGAACACCAAGGCCCGCCGAAGCCGCCAUCACUAACUCGUACUAUCAACAUGAUCAUCGGCGGUGGAGAUGAUGCCUUUUUCAACGGUGUGAAGUUCACCACCACUCACAAGCUCAAACGGUCUAUCACCCACAAACGGUAUGACAGACUCGAAGAAAGUAUCAUCUUUGAUGAGUCAGAUGCCGACGAUUUGACUUUCCUUCAUAAUAAUGCCCUCAUCAUUACUUUAUGCAUUUUAGAUACUGAUGUCAAACAUAUCAUGGUGGACGAUGGAAGUAGAGCGUGCAUUAUCCAUCCCCGAGUCCCCAUCGAAAUGAGACUCGAGGACAAGAUAGUGUCGCGCUGCAUCACCCUAACCGGUUUUAAUAAUGCAAUUGAGCGGAUGUCAGGGGAAAUUAUACUCCUUGUACUACAUAUAGUAAAGCGCGAAUAG